AUGCCUGUGUCUGUGAAGAGUAUACAAGAUGAGCUGAUUAUCUUCGGGGUGGAUUUUGAGGAUCCUGAAGUCCCAGAUAAAUUGGUAGAACUGUGCUCUGUUCAUCGACUCUGUGAGGAGGAGAUUGUCACGGAAUGGAUGGCUUUCAGUGCAACGCGGCAGUUGGAACAUUUGACGGUCGUCAAUCUAAAUCUAUUGGAGCAUGAGGUUCUUAAUAAAAGAAGUGCGAAACGUCCAAGUGUGAGGAAAGAUAAACACUGUGGCAAUAGGAAUUUUAACAGCAUUCAAGAACUUAUUGAGGUGGAAACUGAAGAAGAGAACCUAUUGGAUGCUUAUUCCACACCAGCAAAGGGGUCACAGAAACGUAAUUUAUCUACUCCAGAGAAUCCUCAGUCAAAGCGAAUCUCCUCCAUAAAUCGGAGCCCCCAUCUUCUCUUCUCACCAUCCAGCUUUUCACCAAGUGCCACCCCAUCCCAGAAGUACAGCUCCAGAGGAAACCGUGGAGAAGUGGUGACCUCUUAUGGACAGGUACAGGGAACAUCAUGGAAUGGUGGAAGUGGCAGAAACACUUUGGUAAAACUUAUCACACUGCAAGAGGAGUCUCUGAAUAAGCCAUAUAAAUACAUGUUCCAGAAGCUGAAUGACAUCCGGGAUGUUGUAAACAGUAAAAUAGAAGAACUUGGUGAAGCACUGAAGAAUCAUUUCCAGAUUGAAGAAUUUACUUCAGUAUCUUUUCCAGCUCAAGAGACCGUGACUGUGCUUGGACAGAUUGCCUGUGACAGUAAUGGGAAGUUGAACUCCAAGUCGGUCAUUCUGGAAGGUGACAGAGAACACUCAUCGGGGAUGUAUGUGCCAGUGGACUUGUCAGACCUGAAGGAAUAUUCCCUUUUUCCUGGCCAGGUUGUGGUUAUGGAAGGUACCAACAGCACUGGUAGAAAAUUUGUUGCUUCCAAGCUUUAUGAGGGAGUGCCACUCCCCAUUUUAUCAGGCAACAGAGGAUUUGGAAGAGUGUCAACCUCAGAUGAUAAUCGCAGCCUGUGGCCCUUUUCACCACCUCAGAUACGAUUGCUUACGAUGCUCUUAAGGAUCUGGUUGAUGUGAUUAACAGAGACCGACCUGAUGUUUGCAUACUGCUUGGUCCAUUUUUGGAUGCAAAGCACGAGCAGAUUGAGACCUUGCAGCUGACAGGGAUGUUUGAAGAGGUCUUCAAAUCAUGCCUGAAAAUGAUCAUUGAAGGGACUCGUCUGUCUGGAUCUCAUUUGGUCUUUGUCCCAUCUAUCAGAGAUGUCCACCAUGAUCCCAUCUAUCCUCAGCCUCCUUUUAGCUGCUAUGAAACAACUAAAGAAGAUAAGCAAAGAGUUCAUUUUGUGGCAGAUCCCUGCACAAUAUCUGUAAAUGGUGUAGCAAUUGGAUUCACAUCCACCGACCUGCUCUUUCAUAUGGGUGCAGAAGAAAUAAACAGUGGUACAGCUGGUGCUCCAGAUCGGUUCAGUCGCAUUCUCAGACAUAUCCUAAAUCAGAGAAGUUACUACCCAUUAUACCCACCAAAUGAAGAGAUAAAUAUUGAUUUUGAAGCAAUGUAUAGUUUUGCUAUAAUGCCAGUCACUCCAGAUGUCUUUAUUGUACCAUCGGAGCUUCGCUUUUUCAUCAAGGACAUCUCAGGCAGCAUCUGUAUCAAUCCUGGGCGCCUGACGAAAGGACUGGUAGGAGGAACAUAUGCCCGCUUCUUAGUGAAGAGAGAGAACACAGAGAUCAGGAAGUCUCCCUGUAUAUCCGCUCAAGUAGUGAAAAUUUAA
Staurois parvus is the source of this 1796-nucleotide messenger RNA. The record is from the annotation of a GenBank genome assembly. NCBI's taxonomy places the organism in Eukaryota, Metazoa, Chordata, Amphibia, Anura, Ranidae.